AUAGAAAUUAGGGCAAAUAAAAGAAGAAAACGACAUCGUGCUGUGUUUUAGGCCCUUCCUUUCCUUCCCUCCAUACGUAAACCCUGCAAAUUCUUAGCGGCCUGCAACGCUGAGGAAGAAGAGCAGCACGUAGUUAUGGAGACCCAGGAACCCUAUCAGAUUGACCUUGGUAACCUUAUGGCCUUCGACCCUCAUCACCAGUUUCCUUCCAUCCCCUCAUCCAGGGCGGAUUUGGUGGAGGAAAGUCUAAAGAGAGGAACUGAGUUAGUACAAGCCAUUGCUGAUACUCUUUUCAACUUACCUUCUACUGAAGAUAUAGAUGGCCCCCUCGUCAGGUUGCCACCGCCUGUGACUAGAUUGCCCAGAGAGAAGCAUAUGCCAAAGCCUAAACCUCCAACAAAAUGGGAAGAAUUUGCAAAAUCCAGAGGUAUAAAGAACAGAAAGAAAGAUAAGGUUCAAUAUGAUGAGCAGACUGGUACUUGGAAACGUCGUUUUGGAUAUGAUCGCGUGAAUGAUGAAAAUAAUGUACCUAUCCUAGAUGCGAAGGCAACUGAUGAGCCUGGGCUGGAUCCAUUUGCCAAAAAACGUGCUGAUAAAAGGAAUCGUGUGGGAAAGCAAGAGAAAAAUAGAGUGCAAAAUCUAAAACAAGCAGCAAAAGUUGGUGCCUUGCCAAGUCAUAUACAACUGGCUGCAACAUCUUUGCCAAUAACAGGUAGCCAAUCUAUGCCCAAGAAGGUUACUAAAGAGGAACUGGGAAAUGUGGCUGGAAUGGCUGCAACCUCGACAGCAAGUGGGGGAAAAUUUGACAAGAAAUUGGCAGGUGAAAAGCCUGUUAAAAAUAAGGGAAAACAUCGCAAGUUCUUACCAGUUGUCGGAGGCAAAGGGAACUCACAAGAGAAAGAGCAAACAGAUAAAGUUUUGAACAAGUUAAUUUCCAAGAAUUCCCAUGAAAUACUUAACGUGAACAAGGCCAUCACCAUGUACAAUGUUAAGAAAGAGAAGAAAUGGAAGGGUACACAAGACAAGUCUCCACGAAGCUCAAGCUUGAAACCAAAGAAAGAUAUUCAGAAGAAACCAUCAUCAUAUAAGGGCACAAGUAAGGGCUCUUCAUUUAAAGGCAAGGGGAAAUGAAAUUAAGUUCUAGUAGUUACUGGUGUAAGCUUUUGCAAUUUCGGGAUAGAAUUUUACAUUUUGGUUUCUGGAAGAUGUUUUGUGUUUGUGUACUUAUUAUUUUUUUGAGCAAAAAGUAGUUUCACAAAUA
Molecule: messenger RNA, 1261 nt
Organism: Humulus lupulus (European hop)
Lineage: Eukaryota; Viridiplantae; Streptophyta; Magnoliopsida; Rosales; Cannabaceae
Product: ribosome biogenesis regulatory protein homolog
Exons: 8
Coding region: 136-1131 (331 amino acids)
Biological process (GO): ribosome biogenesis; ribosomal large subunit biogenesis; ribosomal large subunit export from nucleus
Cellular component (GO): preribosome, large subunit precursor; nucleus; nucleolus
Molecular function (GO): protein binding
Source: RefSeq, a predicted model, not a curated record